CUCCACAAACAAGGACGGGCCGGUAGCAGCUUUAGCAAAACCCCGAUAUCCCCUCGCCGGAUUCUCAAGAAUCAGCACACGGCCUCAUACCAUGCGGCCAUAAUGUCCUCCGCCGACUUCCAAGCCGCGCAACAACGCAUCGCCGCCCGUCAGGCAGCGCAUGCCGCGUCCGUUGCUUCUCAACUACACGCCCCCGCCUCCUCACCCCUCCACAAGCACCUUUCUCAUCUCCCGCCCUCCCUCAACCGUCUCGGCGCUGCCGGUAUCACAGCAUGGGAUACCAUCCGCGGCCGCUCUGGCACCAGCCCUGCCUUCCGCGUCGGACAGGCUGAUGCGGAGCUUCUAGACGAAGAGCUCCUCUCCCUACUCCGCGGCCAGAUCACCUCAGGGCUAAAAUACUUCGGAGACAUACAAGAAGAAUGGGGCGAAGAAGUUGGGCUCGCACUGCGCGGCGUGCUCUUCAAAGUCUCCGUCUGGGAUCAUGACGCGACCUACGGCGCCGCCCUCCAAAACCUCCGCUUCACCGACGCGCGACACACCGGCUUGGUCCCCCUCCCCCCCUCUCGCUCCCAAAAAGCGCUCUACGGCCUCCUUACCGUCUUCGGCCCCUACGCCUGGAUACGAUGGGAGCGCUACCUCUCCUCGCCCUCCUUCUCUCUCUCCUCGCGCCUCAACACCAUCACCUCGCGCCUCACAACCGUCUACUCCCUCGCCUCCCUCGCAUCCUUCAGCGCCUUUCUCCUCAACGGCCACUACCGCACCCUCCUCGACCGCGCGCUCCGCCUGCGCCUAGCACCGCGCACGAACCAGCUCGCGCGGGACAUCUCAUUCGAGUACCUCAAUCGCCAACUCGUCUGGCACGCCUUUACCGAGUUUCUCCUCUUCCUCCUCCCACUCCUCGGCAUCGCGCGCUGGCGGCGCUGGCUCUCCCGCACUUGGCGCCGCGUAUCCUCUCUCUCCUCCCCCUCCGACGGGCCUGCAGAAGUCAAACAGGGCCCGCUAGCGCACCUCCCCGAACGGACUUGCGCGAUCUGCUACGAGGACCAGAAUAAAGCGAAGUCGGAAGCUGAGAUUGUUGCUGCGAGCGCCGCGGGGCAGGGGGGGGUGGCGGGCGGGAUGACGGAUGUAACGAAUCCGUACUGCGGGGCAUGCGGGUGCGUGUACUGCUUUGUGUGCCUCGCGGGCCGGUUGGAGGGCGAGGCGGGGGAGGGAUGGGUAUGUUUGCGCUGUGGAGAGGUGGUGCAGGAGUGCUGGGCGUGGGGGGGUGAUGUGAUUGAGGAGAAGCCGGUGAAGGUGGGGAGGGAGAAGAAGGUCGGGUUCGUGGAUGGGAAUGGGAGUAGCAGUGAGAGCGAGAGUGUGAGUGAGGAGAGGGAUGAGGAAGGGUCGGAGGUUUAUGAGGAGAACGAGAUGCCGGAUUUUGACGAAUAGGUAUUUGGAACGGGGAUUGGGAUAUGUGUUUACUAGGCGCGUUUGUGCUUUCGAUUCUUCUGGCGGCCGUCGAGGAGACGGAUUGGUUAUGUUGUUGCGAUUUUGGGAUACCCGAUGGCGGCUGCGGAGUAGUAUACGCCAUGGAAGACGGGGUGUAUAAGUACUAUAUAAGGAGGAUGUAUCACCACAAGAGGACAGACUACGGUCGUGU
Pseudogymnoascus destructans is the source of this 1639-nucleotide messenger RNA. It is a transcript of the gene PEX2, whose product is annotated as peroxisome assembly protein (Peroxin-2). NCBI's taxonomy places the organism in Eukaryota, Fungi, Ascomycota, Leotiomycetes, Thelebolales, Thelebolaceae. Gene Ontology annotation, biological process: protein import into peroxisome matrix. Gene Ontology annotation, molecular function: zinc ion binding. Bases 103 to 1428 code for a protein of 441 amino acids. The transcript is spliced from 2 exons. Gene Ontology annotation, cellular component: peroxisomal membrane. The record is from RefSeq and is a predicted model, not a curated record.